AUGAGUCAAUCAGCGAUAAAUCUGAGACUAACAAAUCCCCCUCCCACCCCUAAAAUCACCCACCCCCCACCCAACCCCCCCCCCCCCCACCCACCACCCCCAACCACCACCCCACCCCACCAACCCCCACACACCCACACACCCACCACCCAACACACCCCACCCCACCACCACCCACCCCACCACACCCACACCCCACAACCACCCACCCACACACACCCACACACACCACACACCACCCCCUACACCCCCACCCCCCCACCCCCACCACCACCCACCCACACACCACCCCCCCCACCACCACCCCCACACCCCCCACACCCCCACAACCCACCCCCCCCCAACACACCCACCACCCCACCACCCACACCCCACCCCCCACCACAACCCAACCCCCCACCCACACCCCCCAACACCCAACCACACACCCACCACAAACCACACCCACACACCACAACCUACCCAACCACCCCCCAACCCACCCAACCCCACCCCACACCCAACAACCCCACCCCACACCACCCUCACACACCCACCACCAACAUACAACCUCACCAAAACACACAUACCCCCCCCACCCCAUACCCAUAA
Molecule: messenger RNA, 591 nt
Organism: Nezara viridula (southern green stink bug)
Lineage: Eukaryota; Metazoa; Arthropoda; Insecta; Hemiptera; Pentatomidae
Source: the annotation of a GenBank genome assembly